GUACGUGUUGCGACAGUAGUAGUAGUGAUGCAGAAAGUGAAAGGUUGGAUAGAGAAGAAGAAGCUCGACGCUAAGUUUCGUCGUGCGGGUGAAGGGCACUCGCUAAGUGAAGAAGACAGGCGUCAUCAACAGCAUUUCGUCCCGCGGGGCCCCACAAUGAGGGUCGAACCCAGCGAUGACGCAAGUCGAGCGGGCGAGGCCGCUUUGGCGCGAUUCUCUAGGUCGAGCGCGGAACAGAGUAGCACAAGGCUGACGGGGCUAGCGUUCAGGAAGGAUUACGACGAGGAAAAACGUCGCAUUGAAGCAGAAAGACGCGAUCAUGAGAGAAAAGACGUUUUGGCGCGCAAAUGUACAGCUGAGGCAGUUGAACAGAUAUCAGCCCCCAGUGUGCUACCUGUUUCUGCAAUCUAUCUUAUCUGUCCCAUUACAAAUGUUAGUGUCCCAGCAGACGAAAUUAGGGAUCAAAUGACUGGCGCAUUGGCAAGCCAGCUGGAGGAGGAGCCGCUGAGUAAUGCGGCUGUAAUGAUACACACAAUGGCUAAGAAUAGAGAUGAGCUGCAGGCGUGUAUUGUUACAAUAUCGAAGUAUUUGGAUAACGCGGCUAGUCACCUUCAUGAUUCAAAGUAUCGAAAGAUCAAGUGGACGAACAAGGCACUGAUAGAGAGAGUGGCGAGCGUGCAAGGUGGGAUGGAGUUUCUUCAAGCUGUCGGAUUUGAGAAAAAAUCGUUGGCUUCGGAUGAUGGAGAGCAGGAUUUUUUGGUUUUACCAGAUGAUGUGGCUGCUGAGCACUUGAUGUUGUGCAAAGAAGUGUUGACAAAUGCGGAGGCUUUGAGGCCAAAAUUGGAUCGACGUGCUUGUGUGUUUAAGUCUCAUUAUCGUUCUGCACUGAAGUUCGAUCUACCCAAUAGUUUCUUCACCCUUUCAGGAGAAGAGUUAAAACAAGAACAGCAGCAACGAACGGAACAGGUAGAGAAGGACAGGAUGCUUCGAACGAAAGCCAUGAGAGAACAGGAUGCAAGUUUGAGUAAGAGACGGUACCGAUAUGUCGCCAUAAGAAUUAGAUUUCCUGAUGAGCUGGUGUUACAAGGGACAUUCAAACCACAAGAAACGGUUGAGGAUGUGAGAACAUUCACUGUCAACUGUCUGAAAGAGGAGGCCCAGAUGUUAGCAUUCUCACUGGUGGAUCCAUCUGGAAGACGAAUCAAGAACGAGAACAUAACACUGAGUGAUGCAAAAUUGGUUCCCAGUGCUCUACUAACAUUUGCUGUCGAUCAAGAUAUGCAGCAACUCGUGUCUCCUCCUUAUUUCAAGAACGAACUGCUAGAGAAAUUGAAGGUCUUAUAGAAACACUGAAACUGAUUGUUGUCAAUUAACUUAGACGUUGCAAGAUUGCAAUUUCUUGAAUAGAAGUGUAGAUUCAAUGGCAUUAAA
Messenger RNA from Corticium candelabrum, 1431 nucleotides. RefSeq names its product UBX domain-containing protein 6-like. Lineage: Eukaryota; Metazoa; Porifera; Homoscleromorpha; Homosclerophorida; Plakinidae. Gene Ontology annotation, molecular function: protein binding. The record is from RefSeq and is a predicted model, not a curated record. The coding region runs from base 28 to 1344 and encodes 438 amino acids. Gene Ontology annotation, cellular component: cytoplasm. The transcript has a single exon.